Rhododendron vialii is the source of this 573-nucleotide messenger RNA. Its product is annotated as GDSL esterase/lipase At1g29670-like. The record is from RefSeq and is a predicted model, not a curated record. The transcript is spliced from 4 exons. Bases 1 to 573 code for a protein of 190 amino acids. Lineage: Eukaryota; Viridiplantae; Streptophyta; Magnoliopsida; Ericales; Ericaceae.
AUGUUGCUUCUCUUGUGCUACCUUCUCUUCAAUCUUUGUGGUCUAUUUUCCCUGAUAUGCCAAGCGCAAAGUGUCCCGAAUUUGUAUGUAUUUGGAGAUUCAAUAUUUGACAGCGGCUGCAAGAGUGCUCAUGCAGCUGGUUUGAAGACUGGCUACCGGCCUUACGGCAUCGAAUGUGCUUGGCUAAGCCCAUGCAGAUUUACAAAUGGGAAGACAAUUCCAGAAAUUAUUGCUAAAUCACUUAAAAUGCGGCCGCCUGUAACGAUAGAUGAAACUGAUGUUAAUCCUGAAUGUGGGGUUAAUUAUGCAUCUGCAUCAGCUGGAAUUCUUCUUGACACAGGAAGUGCAUUUAUUUGCAUUUACUCAGAAGAUUUGGCGUGGGUUGCAUUGAAUGCAAUUCAUUCUCCCAUAAAAUUACAGUCACGGAAUUCUGAUCAAAAACUCAGUUUGAUCACUGAGUCUCGUGCGUCUCUCCGAGACGAUUCCAACGCACCAAGGCCCGUCGCGAACCGAGCACCACAGAAGCAGAACGCUCCGUUCGACGGCGGCGUGUUCACCGCGAGUUCUGUAUAG